AUGUUUUCUCAGCGCAACGCCCUUCGUCUGUCCCAGCGCGCUGCCCAGCAGCUGCGUGCUGCUCCGGUCCGUUCGACCGUCCAGCGCCGUGCCAACAGCACCGACUCCAAGCAGCUUCCCUCUUGGGCCGUCGACAACGCAUUCAACCGCGAGAGAGAGGCCGUCAAGCACCACGCUGCUGCUACCAGUGACCUGUGGCGCAAGCUCUCCAUCUACGCCGUCAUCCCCGUUCUGAUUGCCGGCGGUAUCAACUCCUACAACCUCUGGAACGAGCACUGGGAGCACUGGGAGCACAUGCCCCCUCUUGAGGAGCGCACCGAGUACCCCUACCAGAACAUCCGCGUGAAGAACUUCCCCUGGGGAGAUGGUGACAAGACCAUCUUCUGGAACUCCAGCGUCAACUACCACAACAAGGACAAGGCCACCUAAACGUCCCGCAGUGGAUGACGGGAGUACAGCUUCUUUGAUUGAUCUUGACUGUUGACGGGAGGGGAAAUCAAAGAACAUGUAUAUUUAUCGGCAAAACAUGCAGAAGAUAGAAUGACCGGGAAGUCGGUGCUCAGUGGUGGAAUUGAGAUAGCGUGACACACAAUACUGAUAAGCUUCUUUUUCCUUUGUUCUCUGGUUUUGUUCAUAAUCAGCAUGAACUUGUUGGUUUCUUAGUAUUUCUUUCUCCAUAUGAUAGGAGUAGAGCGCUUUCCUGCUUUAUCCAGGAUAGACGCACCGACUGCGAGAGCAGUUCGCAGGAAAAUUGCGCGGAACCCGCGAGAUUGACCAGCGUUGGUCCAAUGGCC
This is a messenger RNA of Aspergillus ibericus CBS 121593, 794 nucleotides long. Its product is annotated as cytochrome c oxidase subunit VIa. NCBI's taxonomy places the organism in Eukaryota, Fungi, Ascomycota, Eurotiomycetes, Eurotiales, Aspergillaceae. Gene Ontology annotation, biological process: mitochondrial electron transport, cytochrome c to oxygen. Gene Ontology annotation, cellular component: mitochondrial inner membrane. The coding region runs from base 1 to 429 and encodes 142 amino acids. The transcript is spliced from 5 exons. Gene Ontology annotation, molecular function: enzyme regulator activity. The record is from RefSeq and is a predicted model, not a curated record.